CAGAGUAUAGCGCAACAAGAUGAAGAAAAGUUCGACCGCUACGACAACAAUGUCGCUACCGACCAGUCCGACAAUUUCGGCGCACACCAUUACCGGCAGUAAGCUAAGUUUAAGCAGCACAAAGACAGCGACUUCGGGGCGUUCGAGUCGCUCGAGCAUGCAAUCGCCACAGAAGAAGAAGAGCGAUCUCGAAUUAGAGUCGAUAUUAGAGAAGGCGAAAUUUUACACAUCGUUGUGCCUUGGAACCACUGCAAUUCUGUCGGUUUUUGCCUUCCUCUUUUUAAUACCAUUCGUUGUGGAUCCAGCAAUAUCGACGAUAAUUGCCGAUUAUGAUCCCGUACCAGUUACAUGUAUUGUCAUUGAUCAUGUCUACGCGGAAGGCAUAAGAAAUUGUUCGUGGAGUUCAUGCCGCGAGGGCUGCACGUCAUCACUCACCAAGUGCCAUCAGUUGUACGUCAACUACACACGCAUACCAUUCAUCGAAUGGGAAAAGAAUCCACAUGAGCUGGAUAAGGUGCAAUGGGACGUCAGUUAUACGAAAUUUCUCAUCAAUUCGGAAGGUUGCGGUUAUCCACCCACAACGAAUUGCAGUGUCUUUGCGCGCCAAUAUGGCUACUCGCACAUUGGCGAACCAUUUCCCUGUUAUUACAGUCGUGCCUACCCAGAAGUGGUGAUCGGUCGCUACUCGUGGGAGAACAACUUGUAUCAUCUCGUGCUGUCGCUUAUCAUACCGAAUGUUCUAUUCGCCAUUUCGAUUGGUGUGCUCAGCUAUUGGUACUGCCCCUGUUGCGACAAAGCAUGCAACAAAUCAUCACGAGUCUAUGCGGAGAAGUUUCCCUCGAAGGAAGAAAAACUUCUGUGUCAAAGUGACGACGAAGAUGAUAUGGAAUACUAGUGAACUAGCGAGUCUAGUGAAAGGCUAGAUAUACUCGUAGCAUUAGAAAAGCUGCUUACACAACAACAACAGCAAGAAAUCGUACUCGUACACGUAUUCGUAUUCGUAGAAGGAGUACAAUGUAGAAAAUCGAUAGCCACAUUUUGUAUUCGUACACAACAGUUACAAAUAAAUAAUAAUAUUUACCUACUACGCUCAUACACAUAGUAAUUAUAUAUACACAUACAUACAUACAUAUAUGUAGCUAGUUAAAUAUGGCGAUGUGUAUGUACCUAUACAUACAUAUUUAGGACUCAUUAUAGCUAAACGCAUUCGUAUGUUUAUUACAGUGCACACAUACAUAUAGCAAUAUCUGUAUUAGGGUGUUGUUUUUUUUCUUUUUUUUGAAAGUUUCAGUUAGAAAUGAAAGCGUGAACACGCUCGUUUUAGUUUCAUUUUUAACCUUUCCCAAAUCAUAUUUCWCUUCCCGAAAUCAUAUUGCUUUGCCAAUAAGCAAAUAAAUCGGCUACUUUUAAAAAGUGAUAUUCUUCUACAAAAUUUUCUGCGCCACAAAAAAGGUAURAAUGAUUUUAUGAUUUUUUCCAUAAAAACACCCGUUUAAAAGUUAUACGCAUUCAAAGUUCAGCAACAAAUAUAAAGAGCGCUCAUAGCUCUCAUUGGAACGUACCUGGAUUUUUAUCCAGCCAAGAACUGUCAACUUAGCACCAUUCCUCGAAAUUACUUCAAUAAUGUUUUCUGCCGCCAUAACAACAACGCUUAUAGUAGUUAUUUAAACACUUUGUGUUGCUCAUACGACGCGGAGUACAUUUGAUGAUUUGCUGUAUAACUUUAAAUGCAUACAACUUUUAAGGGAAUAUUAACAAAAAAAUCAACUUGGAAAAUAACGGACACCCUAAUGCAUGUGUAUGAAUAUAUGUAUGUAUGUUCGUCUACGCAUUGUAUACAUAACAGUAUUCGCAAUUUGCAAAGUAAAUUAUAAAAAAAUUGACAAUUCGUACUGUUCUCCUCCGCCCCCCAUAUCGCUAAACACAAGAGCAAAGCAAUUGUCUGCCGCAAAUUCAACAGUAUUUAAAUAAGUAUGUAUGUAUUAUGCUUAUUGCAAACUCCAGAGCAGUAUUUGUGCGAUUUAUUUGUUAAAGCUUUUAGUAUUAUUUUCGAAUUUGCAAUUGCACUUGAAGUAAAACUUGAUAUGCAAAUGCUAAAGCACGAUAUGUAAAAUAGAAAACAAUAAAAAUAUUUAUAUGAAAGUUAUAAAAUAAA
Molecule: messenger RNA, 2155 nt
Organism: Bactrocera latifrons
Lineage: Eukaryota; Metazoa; Arthropoda; Insecta; Diptera; Tephritidae
Gene: Teh2
Product: protein tipE
Exons: 5
Coding region: 20-895 (291 amino acids)
Biological process (GO): regulation of sodium ion transport
Molecular function (GO): sodium channel regulator activity
Source: RefSeq, a predicted model, not a curated record